This is a messenger RNA of Helianthus annuus (common sunflower), 2716 nucleotides long. Its product is annotated as probable LRR receptor-like serine/threonine-protein kinase At2g16250. Gene Ontology annotation, biological process: protein phosphorylation. Gene Ontology annotation, molecular function: receptor serine/threonine kinase binding; ATP binding; protein kinase activity. Lineage: Eukaryota; Viridiplantae; Streptophyta; Magnoliopsida; Asterales; Asteraceae. The transcript is spliced from 4 exons. Bases 184 to 2481 code for a protein of 765 amino acids. The record is from RefSeq and is a predicted model, not a curated record.
UUCUUACAAUUUCGUCAACCAGAAUCAAAUUUCAAGAAAUAAUGUGUUUCGUAUUAUAAUCAUGGAAAACCCCUAAUUUCGCUACUCAAAUUUCCCAUUCACCCAUUUAUAACAUCCAAGCAAAGCGUCAACUUGCAUGAACAAACAGUAUCUUCUUCUUCUUCUUCUUCAAAGAUCAUAACCAUGAAAAACACUUCAGUUAUACACUUCUUCUUCUUCUUGCUGUCUCUUCUAACUACAUUCCAACUGCAUCAGCAAAUCAUCCCAUUAAAUUCACGGGCAGAACGGGCAGCUCUGAUCCAACUCAGAUCAUCACUAGGGUUAAAAACCAAAGAUUGGCCCAUUAAAUCCGACCCAUGUUUAACAUGGAUCGGUGUUCAUUGUCAACAUGGUAGUGUUAACAGGAUCAGUAUUUCCGGGCUUAAAAGAACCCGAGUUGGGAAUCAGAACACAAGUUUUACAGUUGAUUCUCUUGCCAAUUUUACCAACUUGGUUUUGUUUAAUGCCUCAGGAUUCUCACUUCAUGGGUCAAUGCCGAAUUGGUUUGGAUUUCGGCUUCAGUCGCUUCGGGUUCUUGAUCUUAGAUUCUGUGGAAUAUCUGGUGGUAUUCCUGUUAGUGUUGGAAAUAUGUCUAAUCUUAGUGAAUUGUAUUUGUCUGAUAACAAUCUUGUGGGUAGUGUUCCAUCUAGUUUGGGGGUGUUAUCGCGGCUUUCGGUUCUUGAUCUGUCAAGAAAUGCGCUUACUGGUGUGAUCCCUUCGUCGUUCGGGAGCCUGUUAAACCUUCGAUACUUGAAUGUUUGUUGUAACAGUCUGUCUUCUUUGGUCCCCACCCAACUUGGUAAUCUUGCUAGUUUGGUUGUUCUUGAUCUGAGUUCUAAUUCGUUUACGGGAACCGUGCCUAUAGAAUUCGGGAGUUUGAUGAAUUUGGAGAGGAUGGUGAUUCGAAACAAUAGCUUCGCGGGUGAUCUUCCUGACGCGUUAUGGUCACUACCUGCUUUAACUUUUCUUGAUGCAUCUGAUAAUCAUUUUAUGGGAUCUCUACCGGAUAAACGUUUGAAUGCUAAUGUCAACAUGGGUGUGUUUAAUCUCUCACAUAAUAUGUUUUAUGGGGUCGUUACAUCCGUACUUAGACGGGUUAGUUCUGUGGAUCUAUCUUACAAUUACUUUCAAGGGAAGAUGCCGGAUUAUGCACGAGAUGUUGCAGUUUUCGAUAAAAACUGCUUUCGAAGCUUGUCGGGCCAAAGGAAUGUGAAACAAUGCGCAACGUUUUAUACCAUGAGAGGGUUACCGUUCGAUAAUUUUGGACUUCCAAAUGGCACUUUACCUCUACCCUUACAUGGCCAUAAAAACAACCGAAGAAUGUUUGUAAUAGCAGUAGUUUUCGGCACUUUAGGUCUGAUCCUACCGUUUGUGAUUUUGGUGACAUCACUGAUUAUAUGCAGGAAAAGAAGGAAAACAACUCUAAAAGUAAACGGGUCAGGGCCCGUUUCAAUAGAAAGAGCAUAUGGAGAAGUGUUUGUUUAUGAGAAGAUUGUGGCAGCUACCGAUGACUUUAACGAUGAAAACCUCAUAAAAAACGGGUAUUCUUGUGAUGUUUUUAGUGGUGUUUUGGAGAAUGGGAUUCGUAUAAUCAUUAAAAGAUUUGACGCACAUUCCGUAAAGAACAGUUACAUGGAAGAGUUGGAUUUCUGUAGUAAGGUUUCUCAUCCUAGAUUCGUUCCCUUAUUGGGACGUUGUUUGGAGAACGAAAAGGAAAAGUUUCUGAUCUACAAACAUAUGCCAAAAGGGGAUUUAUCAAGUUCGUUAAGCAGAAUAAACGAUCGCGACGAUGAAAGACUUACAUCGUUGGAUUGGAUAACACGGUUAAAAAUUGCUGUCGGAACUGCAGAAGGGCUAUCUUAUCUACAUCAUGAAUGUUUUCCACCCCUUGUUCACAGAGACGUUCAAGCUAGCAGUAUACUUCUUGACGAUAAAUACGAAGCGCGGUUAGGAAGCCUAAGCAAGGUGUGUACGCAAGAAGACAAUAUACAUUCAAACUGGAUCAAAACAUUAAUAUCGCCACCCUUGGCAUCUCAACAAAGUGCUUCUGUUACUGCAACGUGCGCAUAUGAUGUUUACUGCUUCGGAAAGGUGUUACUGGAGCUUGUAACGGGUGAAACUGGAAUUAGCGGGUCGAGUGGUUCAGAAACAAAUGAUCUCUUGAAAAGUAUACUUCCAUAUAUCAGUACUUAUGAUAAAGAGCUUGUGACAAACAUAAUUGAUCAGUCGCUAACAGUAGAUGAUGAUUUACUAGAAGAAGUAUGGGCUGUGGCGGUUAUUGCUAAAUCUUGCCUUAACCCGAAACCUUCUAGAAGACCACUUAUGAGAUUCAUACUCAAAGCUUUGGAAAAUCCUUCAAAAGUUGUGCGUGCAAAAACCACGAGCUCAGCUAAACUUCGGGUCAAGUCCUUUAUGGGUUCUUGGAUGAGAUCGAACGGUUAGGAUUGAUUGGUUCUUUGGUAAUAAUGCACACGGGGUUGACCCGUUUGAGAGAGAUUUAACGGUUAGGAUUGAUGGAUUGGGUGGUUAUAAUUCACAUAGAGUGACCCAUUUGAGCUUCUUUCAGGAUGACAUCUUGUUGUAGUUUAAUUUGGGGGCUUAUUGUUAUGGGAAAGGAUUAUGUAGAAAUCAAAAAACUGUAAAGGUGUUAAAUAACAACAUACUUUUCUUACUAACA